Messenger RNA from Sporothrix schenckii 1099-18, 834 nucleotides. Its product is annotated as enoyl-CoA hydratase. The transcript has 2 exons. The record is from RefSeq and is a predicted model, not a curated record. Gene Ontology annotation, biological process: fatty acid beta-oxidation. Lineage: Eukaryota; Fungi; Ascomycota; Sordariomycetes; Ophiostomatales; Ophiostomataceae. The coding region runs from base 1 to 834 and encodes 277 amino acids. Gene Ontology annotation, cellular component: peroxisomal matrix.
AUGUCUGACAACGCCGACCCCGAUGUCAUCCGCGUGUCCUAUGAGGGCCGCGUCGCCGUCCUGACCAUUGACAACGCCAAGAAACUCAACGCGCUGUCGCUGGGCCAGUACUAUGACCUGGCCGUCAAGCUCAGCGAGAUUGCCAAGCGCGACGACAUCUAUGUCACUCUUCUGACGGCCAACGGCCGCUUCUUUUCCGCCGGCGCCGACGUCUCCCUUGCAGAGGGCACCCCCCUCGGCCAAGGCCGUGACGCCCACCAGCACUGGCUGCGCUCGUUUGUGGCCAACAACCUCAACAUUGCCCGCGCCUUCUACACGCACCCCAAGAUCCUGGUCGUCGGCCUGAACGGCCCGGCCAUCGGCCUGUCGGCGGCGCUCGUCGGUUUCGCCGACUUUGUCUACUGCACGCCCUCGACCUUUUUGCUGACGCCCUUCAGCUCGCUCGGUCUCGUCGCCGAGGGCGGUGCGUCGCUGGGUCUUGUGCAGCGCCUCGGCCGCUCCAAGGCCAACGAGGCCCUGAUUAUGAGCAAGCGCAUCUCGAGCGCCGAGCUGCUGCAGACGGGCUUUGUCAAUGCCAUCUUUGACGGCGAGGACGCCGCGUCCGACGCGGCUUUCCACAAGCGCGUGCUCCGCGAGAUCGACGACCGCCUAGGCGACCACCUAAUUGGCGACUCGAUGUUGGGCAUCAAGCGGCUGAUACGCCGCGCCGACGACGAGACGCUGGACCGCCAGAACGUCAGCGAGGUGUUUGCCGGUCUGGAUCGCUUCAUGACCGGCGUGCCGCAGGAGGAGUUCCGCAAGCUGGCCAUGGGCGAGAAGCGGCACAAACUGUAA